This is a messenger RNA of Pelodiscus sinensis (Chinese soft-shelled turtle), 5698 nucleotides long. It is a transcript of the gene CDR2, whose product is annotated as cerebellar degeneration related protein 2. Lineage: Eukaryota; Metazoa; Chordata; Testudines; Trionychidae. The record is from RefSeq and is a predicted model, not a curated record.
CCGGCCGCGGCUUUAAAGGAGUUGAACGGUCCCCGGCUCGCCCCGCGCCAGGCUUGUCGGUGAGCGCGAGGAGCCCUCGGGGGGCCGCGAUGCUGGCCGACAGCCUGGUGGAGGAGUUCGAAAUCCGCGAGGAUGAGCCCUGGUACGACCAGCAGGACCUGCAGCAAGAUCUGCAUCUUGCUGCUGAGCUUGGGAAGACAUUACUGGAUCGUAACACAGAACUGGAAGAAUCUUUGCAGCAAAUGUAUGCAACUAAUCAAGAGCAACUACAAGAGAUAGAGUACCUUACAAAGCAAGUAGAGCUCUUGCGUCAGAUGAAUGACCAGCACGCCAAGGUCUAUGAACAGCUGGAUGUUACCGCAAGAGAACUAGAGGAUGCUAAUCAAAAACUCGUUGUAGAUAGCAGAAUGUCACAACAAAAGAUACUCAGUCUGACAGAGACUAUUGAAAACCUGCAAACCCAUAUAGAUGACCUUCAGAGACAAGUAGAGGAAUUAAAGAAAUCAGGACGAGGCCACAAGAACCAUGAAAGAUCUGAGCAACCGCGAUCCGUGCACAGUGUCUCCUGUUUGAAGGAGCUGUAUGAUCUUCGCAAGUAUUUUGUUUACGAUCAUAUUUUUGCAGAAAAAAUUACUUCAAUGGAUAGUCAGCUGAGUCCCAUAGAAGAAGAAAAUGAGAACUUAAAAAAGGCACUGACUGUAUUACAAGCACAACUUAAUCUAGAAAAAGAGAAGCGAGUGACAAUGGAAGAGGAGUAUCAUCUUAUGGUAAAGGAGAACUGUGACCUUGAACAGAGGCUGGUUGAUAAAGACUUAUACCGGGCUCGGGCAGAGGAGCUUGAAUUGGAAGUGGCUGAAAUGAGGCAGAUGUUUCAGUCUGAAAAUACAUUUGUCAGCAGUAUGGAGAAUAUGGUUCCAGAAUCAUUUUAUAUCUCAUUUAAGGAGUCUUUAGAAAGGGAAAUUAAUCAGAGCCCUUCAGAAGAUGCAUUCUUGACUGUCCCCUUACUUGAUAAAAGGGCUCUAAAAAGAAGUAGCAGUGAGACCUUCCUAAGCAGUGUUGCCGGUGGAGACCUUCUAAUGGGCCAUGAAGAAACUUGUAUUAGAAGAGCAGAAGCUGUGAAGCAGCGAGGUAUCUCCUUGCUUAAUGAAGUGGAUGCUCAGUAUAAUGCUCUGAAGGUUAAAUAUGAGGAACUUCUGAAGAAAUGUCAAAUGGAUGAAGAUUCUUUGAAACAUAAGGCUGUACAAACAUCAAAACAGUAUUCCAAACCAUUAGCUGCUGAUCAAGAGUAUGGAAAUGUUGAACUAAGUGGCUCGCCCACAAAUACUCUACCUGAGUAUAAAGCUCUCUUUAAGGAAAUUUUUAGUUGUAUCAGAAAAACAAAGCAGGAAAUAGAUGAACAUAGAACAAAAUAUAAGCGUUUCUCUUCUCAGCCCUAAUGCUGGUAUGUAUUAAUUAUGCUAAUGACCUCCCACUAAAAAGUUUUGUAUUAGUCUAGAAGGGAAACAUUAAGUAUCCCUCUGGUGUUUGUACGUAUCUUGCUGUCACAUGUACUCCCUUCAAUUUGAAUGUGUGUUCACUUUACCUGUAAAUAUGUAUGAUGUGGUCAGUCAGUCAGCUCUAUUUCUGUGUACACGAUGACCUGUGCCACACAGAAAAUAUUAUUGUUCAGUGGUAGUUGUUGGCAGUCUUAAAAAUAGAAAUUUUGGCCUAAUUUUUGCAUACUAGGUUUGUCCUGUCCUCUGUAGCAGCAACCGACUCAGUGCGCUACAGAAACUGGAGAGCUAAGAAGAAAUUGUAUUAUACUUUCUCCACAGUUGGAAAUGUUUUCCUUCACAAAUGAAGGUUUUGUUCCAUCUUGGCCUUGCAACUUUUUGUGUACUAAAAUCACCAAUGGUAUACUUCUGCUUCUGACUGAAAUUAGCAGUCUGUCUGAACAGAUGUGCCCUGGCAGUAAUAAGGGGUAUUGGCAUAGCAACCUAUACAAUGCUUAACUUAAGCCAAUACCAAGCUUUCAUGUGCACUAAACUUUCUCCUUUUAGCAGAAAUGUCUUUAUCUUAAAAAGGGAUUAGAUGUAAAGUAUGAAUAUUUCAGAAAGUUCAGUGUUUAGGGCACUGUUUUAAGGCAAGAUACUGUGAACUAUAUUUGUCUUUGAUCUAUUGUUCCUUAUUGAUACUCUUAAAGUGCAUUUUUGUCAUUUGAUAAGAUGGAAUGUUACAAGUUAGCUAGCUAAUCUUUGUGGUAGCUUUGAUAUGGAGGAAUGGCUUUCUUUAAUGCCUCCGACCUGUUUUUAAAGGAGACAGGAGAAGUUCAGGUGGUGGUGUACAUCACUUUACACCAUUUUAGGUCAAGCUUGUUUAGACCUAUUUAGUAGCAGCAGGAAAACAACAACUCAAAACACUAAUUUAAGAACCAGAAUAUAACACAUAAGAACUGGGGCCAAGGUAAGUUAAACCUCUCUUUGCUCCUUCCCAUUCAUUCCAUCCAUCUUUCCUAAUAAAAUAAAAAUUGCAUGACCAACUUCAACUAAUGAAAACACAGACUAUAGAGGAACACUGCAUCAAAUGGGAGGAAGAAAGACAGGAUAUGGCAAUGGCUGAGAAGCCAAGAAAGAAUGGAAACCAGAUAACAGCACUAAAAGAUUCUGAUAAUUUUACAAGAGUAGGGACGCAGCUUAACUUUUUAAAGUGUUAACAUCAGUGGUUGCUGUGGAAUAAAAACUGUCCCCUAGAUAAAUCAAAGUGUUGGUACAUGAUGUUAGACUUUAUAGUUCUAAUUAAAUUGUCUGCCAUCUGUGUAAUGUAAGCUAGUCUCCAGUUAAUUUAUACUUGUCCUUCAGUAAGAGUAUUCAGUUUUCAAGUUGUGGACACUUCAACUGUAAGCAGUUGUGUACUGAAAUAAAUACCUAUUAAAAAAAUUCUAAAUUAUGAAUAUUUUUCUAAACGGCAAAUAAAGCCAUGCAGGUAAAGUUACUGGAUCUCUGCUGCUAAUUUUUGUCCAACUAUGUGAAACAUGGAAAAAAGGGGUUAUUGAAGUCCAUGCAAAUGGUAUCUGUGUUAAAUAUAGCUUCAUCUCCCCCCGCAUAAGUCACCUUUGCUUAGAUGGGAAAUAAAUUCAUUAAAGACUUGAGAUGUGUAGGCAAGGGGAUGGGUUAAUCUCUCCUUUCUAUUAUAUUGCUUCUCUCCCCGCUCCACAAUCUCCUGUCUGCGACAGUGUUGUUUCCUUGUACCUGUUCUUCUUGCAUCAGCUCCUUUUUAUACCUUACAUAUUGCUUGGCUUCCCUAUACCCUUUGGAUGAUCUCCUGGGGAUGACUGUCUGUUAGCCUUGUUACAUAAUGAGUAGAGAUAUCUAAUGCAGGCAGUGGUACAAAACUAGAGCACCACCAAAAUAUCUGCUGUCAUGAGAAGUUUCUUUUAAAAAGGAAGGUCAGUCACUAUCAGUUCCUCAAAAAGUAUGCAUCCAACUUUCAAAUAUUUGGCUGUUCUGUAUAGCACCAUACAACACUGUUAGCACUCUGUAUGAUGAAGCCAAGUUAACUUUGAAUUUGAUUCUCAGGAAAGGCAAAGAUGACUACUUUUUUGGUAAAUGAUGCUUGCAUAUUAUUGUGGAUUGUAUGCUGGAAAAGAUGCAACAAAUACUAAUUCUAUUCCUGAAUGCUGCUACUUUUGAGAAACUUUAUGGAUACAGUUAUAGCUAGGCAUAUAUAGAAUAGUCAUUGAGUACAGUCAAUAUUGUUACAAACAAGCAAUCAUCUUAAAAGAAUCCAGAAAAGGGAAAAUAAAACAGCUAACUUAAAUAUGCACAUAACUUCAGAGGCACCAAUGAGUUUGAAGCUAGUUUGUUCUUGCUGGAUGUAUUUUCCUGUGCUAGUAAUGAAAUAUACAUGAGUUUUAGCCAUUCAAAAAUUAGGGCAGAAGGAUCUUGUCCAUGUAUCUAGUAAAUUACUUGCUACUUAUUUAAGUUCUAGCAGUUAAAACAGAUUAAUUUUGUUAUUUUAACCAGUCUAUUCUACCUUAGAGCCUCACUUAUGGUUGUCAAUUGUUUAUACAAGACAAGAUGAAGCUACAGCUGCAUGCUCAAAUCUUAUCUUCAGUCCAAGCAGAGUGAAGAGUAAACAAGAAAUGGUAAAAACACACUAUACUUAUUAAAAAUUAGUUCCCACAUCCCCUUUCCUCGUUGCACCUGCUCUUAAACUUAAGUCAGGUUAUGAAAUUCUUAUGGCAGAGUAUGAUUUAUUUGAACAGGGCCUGCUUCUUCUACUUAGAGAUCCUCUAUAAGGUUCCCUGUAAUCUUCAUGUCCAUGUGGGUGCACAGUCCUUUUCUGAGUCCUCCAUAUAGGUUCAGAACUCCAAGCACAGGCAGGGAGCUCAGCUCUUCGGCUGGGGAAGGGGUGGCAGGACACUUGUCCGCAGAGGAGCAGAAGCAGCAGCAGCUACUGUCUGCUAUAAAUGAAGAAGGUGGUUCUAGCCUGUACGCCAAGGCUGGGCAAAAGAUUAUCUACAGGCCAGAUCUAGCCCUGAGAGCCUCAGUUGGCUCCCUGCCUUAUUCCUCAAAAAAUGAGGUUUACAGGAUCUUGCCCAAAAGUUUUUUUCCCCCCUGACAAAUGGCCCCCUCUACAUGGGGCUUUUUAGCAGCAAAACCUCUUUUGCAAAAACGAUCAGCAGAAGAUAUGCAAAUGAGAGCAUAAUUUGCAUAUUUUCUGCCACAAAAAAUGGCAGUAUCGAUGUAGCCUGAGAGCUUGGAGGGAGGGGAGUCAGGCUUUUAUUACUGCCCCUGCCAACAGUAGUUCCCAGUGGCUGGUUUCAAUCAGUAGCAGCUGUCUGGUUUUAGGACAGGCAGCAUGUGAAGUGCCCCUAUGCCCUCAGCCUCUAGGCUCACAGCAUUCAGUUCAGAGCAAUAAACAUGGCUCCUUCAGCUCCCCAUAGCAUGUACAGGAGCUGGAAGGCAGGGACCCUGGCUAAGGAACCUGCUAGGCUAAUGGCUGGGAGCCAGGUAAGGUCUCCCAGACAGAGCCGCCCUCUGCCUCCCAUCCCAUGUAACCCAAGCCUUCUGCACCCCUGCUCCAGCCUCCAUAUACCUUCCCAGACACUGCAUCCCCUCCCUCAGGUCACAACCCCUGCUCAGACUUUGCACCUCAAUCCACCAUCCCUGGUCACAGCCCAAAUCCCUGCACCCACUCCUGCCUGAGGUCACAACCUUCUCCCAGGCCCUGUACCCCCUCCGUACCCCCACUCUGUUGCCCCAGUUCACAAUCCACUACUUCACUCAACCCCCCUCCGAGAUCCCAUACCCCAGUAUUUUAUCCCAAACUCCCUUCUGCACCCAACCUUCAUCCCAGCUGGAAGAGUGCAGCUCUUGACCACUUACUAAAUUCUUGUAGUGGCCCACCAUCAAAUAUUCCCCACCUCUGUGUUAAGGGGCUUAAGGAAAGAAAAAAGAAUCUUUCUCUAACAAUUUUUUUGGAGUGUUGCAGAUAUCUAAAAUUAUUUUUUUAAAUCCUGUGUUACUAGUUAAUACAUGAUAAACUGUAUUUCUGGCUCUUAUGAGUCAGCAGUAUCAGGUACUAGGUGUGAUGCUAGCUGUCCUGUAGCAUUUGACUAACACAUAUAAAUAGUAUCUUGAGCUUUCGUGGGCACAACCCACUUCUUCAGCAAAGGGUAGUGUUGAUUUUUUUUUAAUUUCAUAUUAAAUAAUCAUAA